GUUUGCAUGAGGAAGCAGCUGAGCUCGCUGCUCCACUGGUUUUGCAGGGGUACCAUGUUUCAGUUUCAAUACUCGGUGCUCGCAGCUAUUAGUAUGUAGGUAGUGAGCAACCUUCGAUAUGUGAAUACGUGCUGAUCGACCUUUACCGUGCCAUGGUUUCACCUCAAAGGGGCCUUCCUCAACCUGCCAAAAGUACAUGGAAAACUCGUUGGAUAGAUAGAGGAUCUGUUCGGUCCCGUGCACAAGCUUCUUCGCGGUCUCAUUUCAUCUGUUGGAGGCCGCCAUUUUGAUGGUGAUGCCAUGGAGCAACCGUCUGAGCUGUCACAGCUUCCGGGGGAGCUUCUUCUGAAGAUAUUCCAAGGGCUGGGACUGCACGACUUGCUGACUGUAUCUCAGGUCUGCAAGGCCUGGCACUUGUUAAGCUCCUCAGACUUACUCUGGCGGCCUGUGUGCUCUCAAACCUGGGCCCUGUGGGACACUCGCUUCCCAGACCCUGCCAGCCACUCUGAAACAGCAGGCGAGGCUUCCCGUGUAUGGAGUCGCGUCUGUCAGGAUCGGUGGAAGCUGGACGUGGAAUGUCGUCACCUUGUUUCCGAGAUGUGCUGGCCGCUCCGGCAGGCAACCGCUUUGCGCCGCCUCGUCGAGCUGAACGUUUUAAUCCUAGAAGAGGUACAAAGGCUGGCCAAUCGCUCAGAACCCUUGCAAGCUGGCACCCGCUACUUUGCUCGGGAGGCGCUCCAGCGGCUCCAAAAUCAUUUGACGGUCCAAGAGAUGAGUAGCUUAGUGGCGCUCCCUGCAAACCAGCUGGACCAGCAUCUGUUUCGAGGAGCUUGCUUGAUUGCAAAGCUGAGAUAUCCCGAGAUUGAUGUGGCGCAGCUGGAGGCUCACGUGGAUUCCGUAGCUUCAGUUGUCAGAGCGCGCAUCCGUCGGGACGUUGAGGUGACCCGGUGCGGGGGGCCUGCCACCCAAAGGGGGGCUCUAGCCGCGGUGCAGAUUUUGAAUGAGGCGCUGUUCGGUACGCCAGACGAGAACGCGGUUUCCGACGACGGGUUCUCGGGGCUCCAGCUGACUGGGAACACUCAGGAGUACUAUGUGCCCGAGAACUCGUUUCUCAACAAGGUGCUGGAGGGGCGAAAGGGCAUCCCGAUUACGCUUGCCAUCAUCUAUGCCACCAUCGGACGGCUGAGCGGCAUCCACGUGGACUGCAUCGGGAUACCGGCACACUUCCUUGUCCGGGUCGGAUCCGAAGGGUCCCCCGAGGAGCGCUUCAUCGACUGCUUCCAUGGAGGCAGACUACUCACACGAGACGACGUUGCGCAACUGCUGCGGUCGAUGGGGGUAGCUUAUCAACGGGAACUCCUUCGGCCGGCUGCAGCUGUGAGCGUGUGGGCGCGCAUGUGCAACAAUCUCGUGGAGGCGUAUCGACGGCAAGAGAACGACCCUGAAGGCCGGCCCCAGAUCCGGACGGUACAACGGCGGCUGCUGCGGACGCUGGACAUGCUGCUGGCCGUCUGUCCGCACGAGGCGGGCGCGCGCUUCUUGCGGGUCAAGGUUGAGCUUGCGUCACUCCAGUUUGAAGGGGCGUUGGAGGACAUACAGGCCCUUCUGAGAAUGGAGGAGGCCGGCCGGGAGACUCCCCCACGAGCACUGCUGCUCCAGUAUGUGCACCGCGCGCAGGAAAUGAAGCGCCAGCAUCAGGGCUGGUGCGAGGAAGUCCGCGCCCCGCGCCCCCCCGGGCUGCUCUACCGGGUGGGGCAAGUGAUGCACCACAUGCAGUACGACUACCGGGGCCUCAUCUUCGGGUGGGACCCGGUAUGUACCGCCGACGAAGAGUGGAUCCAGGCCAUGCAGGUGGACCGACUGUCCGGGGGACGCGCCCAGCCCUUCUACCGGGUGCUUGUCGACGAGCAGGAGAGGCGCAGCCAGUCUACUUAUGUGGCUCAGGAGAACAUCGAACUGAUUGCACCAACUGCCCAACCCUUGCAACUGGAGGAGUUUGGGAUGCACUUUUUGGGAUUCAGUGCCAACGGCGAGGGUAGCGGGGUCUAUGUGCCAAACGCUUACUUGCGAUACCGCUACCCAGAGGACUUUGCGUGAACACAGUUCCAGCGCGCUACAGACAGCGAACUGCGCUAAUAUUCACAAGCUGGACCAGGAGCCAGGGCUGCGACCGUAUGCAUGCUCCUCCAUAUCGCGCGCAGAUCAAUCAUUGAGCUUUUGUGGUUAUUGUCUAGAAGGAGUUUUGAGCUACGGUUUAUUUGCGGGUAGCCCUCCACGUGUGCACAACCUCCACAAUUAAGAUAGGGAUAGGGAUAGGUAUAGGUGCUUUUCAAAGUGCAUCAUUGCACUACGUUAAGCCUAGGGUAAUAGAGACACGUGUUGGUUUAUUAAGCAUCUUCAAGAUCAUCGGGUCCGCUAAUAGCGGGAACGAACAAGACUGCUACUCUCAUCGACGGUUCAUAGGGUAAGAGAUUGGCUGGGGAGUCAAGCGGUCAACCGUGCCAGUAUCUUAGCCGUAAUCAGCGGAUAACCGAUGAGUUACGCUUUUGCUCUAGGUCAUUUUUGUUAUAGACGCAGUUUGAAGACGUUUUGGCACAUAGAACUCUGUUUUGUCUUCGAGUAAGUUUACUUUUAACAAUCACUGUUUCUCACAGUUACGUUAGUGAUAUAGGUGGGAUAUGUACUUCUCGUAACACUUGUCCCAAUAGUUGCAGCCAAUUGCAACACGUGCGUGCUGUAUCGAACUUACCUAGAUGGUGUACAUCCAGGUUUCUGCAACUUCCAUAAACAUUCAACUCGCAUG
Messenger RNA from Klebsormidium nitens, 2803 nucleotides. The record is from the annotation of a GenBank genome assembly. Lineage: Eukaryota; Viridiplantae; Streptophyta; Klebsormidiophyceae; Klebsormidiales; Klebsormidiaceae.